Molecule: messenger RNA, 6509 nt
Organism: Pygoscelis adeliae (Adelie penguin)
Lineage: Eukaryota; Metazoa; Chordata; Aves; Sphenisciformes; Spheniscidae
Gene: BEND2
Product: BEN domain containing 2
Exons: 12
Coding region: 164-2137 (657 amino acids)
Molecular function (GO): DNA binding
Source: RefSeq, a predicted model, not a curated record
UAAAUAGAGCAGGAUCUAGUUGCAGUCCAAGUUAAUGCUAGCUGGCUCUCCUCUUGUGACUUAGUUUAACCCAAAUUAUGUAUCUGUGAAUGUUGAGGAUGAUGUUGAAGCAGUGAUUGUUGACCAUGGAGAAAAUGGACUGUCCACACAAAGCUGCGUGUCAAUGGAACAAAACUCUGAUGUAAACGGUGUUCACCAUGUGGCUCAACUUGUCUAUGGAAGCGAAGGCUUAUCAGUGCUAGCUGAACGAGUGGCAUCACAAAUGAGCCAUUCUGCAAGUAUGCAGAGAGGAAAUGGUCACAGCCCUGAAAAAAUGGAUUUUGUGUUUUCACAUAAUAAAAGAAAACGACUUGCCCCUACUCUAGUGGGACAGAAUGUGAUGAGAACCAGGGAAGGAGAAUAUGAAGAUAGUGACAGUGUCAUUUAUGAGUAUGAACCAGAUUAUGAAUGUGGGAGUAUUGUAUCUGAAGCUUCCUACACUGAAGCUUCCUACACUGGAGAUCAGCAGAAAACUCUUAUGGAAGUCCUCAGUUACUGCCAGGCCAUGUAUGAUGCCAUUCAGAAACUGGAUAAAAAAUUUGACCUGCUUCAUCGGAAGGUCUCAGAAAUGCAGCAUACUCGUGUAAAGCCACUGUUGCUCAAACCUAAACCAGUUGGAUUUACAUAUAGAAGUUCCAGUCACUUGCCCCAAGGAAAAAUAAGAGUGCAAAAAUCCAUGGAAAGGGAAUCAAGUCUUCAUCUCUCUUCACCAGGCCAGGGAAGGCAUAGCCCAGUCAUAAGGGUUGCUUUACAAAAUGGCCAUGUUCAGGUCAAUUCCACAAUCAAACAUGUUCAACAGAGUCUUCAGCUUGAAUCGCAGCAACCUGUUCGUAGGCAGAGCCCACCACUCCCCACUAUAGUUUCUACACAUUCGUUGCAUUCAUCAUACGCAGCAGCUAACAGGAUGCCUGACCUCUCUCCACUACCAAAUCUUGUAGCCAGCGUUGUGGAAAGUACUGUCAACAUUGCAUCUUCACCAGUGGCAUCGUCAUCGAUGCCAGCACCAUCUGAGACCAGUUUGGGAAAUAAUGCUGUGGUGGUGAACUACACAAAUGCAUCUGGGAGUGCGAACAUUAGUAAAGAACUACCAUCUUCUUCAGUCUCCAUCAGUCCUAGCCUUGAGUUUGUUGGUGACCCAGUGAGAAAUGUAAAAGUUCUUGGAAACUAUUUGAUGAAAGCUCGGCAAAAGACUAAACCAAAGUAUGCGGCGCGCUACUUAGUUCGUGUCUUGUUCCCCAAGGAAACAUUAUUGUGCAGCAUUAUGGGAGUGAGUGCACGAGGGCGCAGAACAUUGGAUCCAAACAAAAUUGCUGCAAUAAGAGAAUUUCUUGCAACUAACUUUCCAAACUAUGAUUUGAGUGAGCAUGGAAAAGACUGGAAAACCUGUAUCACGAAUGUCAAUGCUAUGAUCCGCUGUUUACGCUCUGAAACAAAAAUAAACCCAGAGGCAGCUGAAGGGAAAGAAAAAGUGGCUGAUGCUCCAGAUACAUCUCAUUGUAUAGAUUUAAAUUAUAAUGAAGAUAGUGAAGGCAAUUCUCAAAACUCUCAGAAAAUGACCAGUUCCUCAACUGACACAUUGCAGAAUUCAGGAUUGGAUAAGUUUCCAGAUGCUUUCCACACACCUUCAGUCAAGAAACAGCAGUCUUUGGAACCUAUGGAACUUCUUGGAAGUCCAUGGCGCAACGUUCAGUUGCCUUUCUCAGUCAUUUAUGUAGCUAAAGGGAAGUCUCGGCCAGAGUUGUCAGCUCGCUACCUAAUUCGUCAUAUGUUCACUGAAGAUGUGCUGGUAAAAAGCAAUGUAUAUGGUAAUCUUGAACGUGGCAUGAGCCCACUGGACUGCAAUAGAAUUAAUGCUCUCAGAGAUUUUCUUCAAGAGAAUUAUCCAUCCUUUGAUCUAAAGGAAACUGGAUAUGAUUGGAAGGCAUGCGUGGCUGCCAUAAACAGCACAAUCCGCAGUCUCAGACAUGACCAUAAAAAGGCUACAGUUGGAAUCCGCCGGAAAGUCUUGGCAGUGCCAUCAUUGAGUGCAAAGAGUCCUCCACAGAGUCCCACUUCAGUAAAGCCAUUUGAAAGUGACACUAUCAAUCUCACGGACUGAAGCUCUCUAACAUCUGUCUCAAAUCUUAAUUUAGCAGUUUUUUAUAAAUCCCACGUAGAAGCCUAUUACAUUGAGUUGUCCUAUUAUACCGAGUUGUCAGCAGCACUAAAUAGUAUUAUUUCAUGAGACCAAAGUUAGCAGACUUGGGAAGCCUAACUCCUUGUAUAAGUAGCAUUUGUGCUCCUCAGCAAUUAUUUCCGCUGUUCCCUGUAGCAUUUGCAAUGUGCUCUCCCCUAAAAGCACCUUCUUUUCAUUGACUAUGAAAGAUUAAUCUGAUUAGAAAAGAUGCACUGUGCAUCAAGUCAGCAGAAGCAGAUAGAAACGUGGAGAGGAAAGAAUGGUCCUCCUUGGAGGAAGACUCAUAGCCAGCUAAACUAUCUCACUAUGUGUGAGAAAUCAAAUUUGCUUUGACAAUUGGAUAUUUUAAGCAAAAAUAUCUAAUGCAGAAAGGAAAAAAAAAUUAUUGCAUCUAGCUAACUUGUUACAUCUCUCACUUUUUUUGCCUCCUAUAGCAGUCUUUGUUGUAGGAUAAGGAAGGAGGCAGACAACAAUGUAAGUACAGUUGGUAAUAUUUUCUUUGCUCUGAUUUAGCUCUACAAAAGCCAAAAAAAAGCAUCCAGAACAAACAGUCCAAUGACUGGUUCUGUUUUUUCUUGAUGAAAAUUAAAGAAAAUACUUCUUCAAAGGCUUGGUCUGCUGUUCAGUGGCAUAUCUCAUCCACUGGUUUGGAUGUCCACAAGAUGCAAAUCUGCUGCAACUUUCGUCUAGAGGAUUUGGAUCCUGAUUCAGAUUUGAGAAAUAGUAAUUUCCAUCAGUUUCAAGUCAUUGGUCCUUCAGUUAAAACUGAGGACACAUGCUGUACUGUUCACAUGCGGUCAGAGAUGACCAGCAUCCAGUGGUACGCCUUCUCAAGAUCAUAAUCAUAGCCUUUAAUACUCAGGUCUACAAGGCUAGGCAUGUUUGCUUUGCUGUCUGGGUAGGCUGCUGUUCUAGAGACUUGUCAUCCUGCCUUUGUUCACUGCACAUUUCAAGAUUUUAAGUUGUUAUUCGGAGAGUCACAGAAUGUUUGAGGUUGGAAGGGACCUCUGGAGGUCAUCUGAUCCACUCCCCCUGCUCAAGCAGGGCCACCUAGAGCCAGUUGUCCACCACCAUGUCCAGACAGCUUUUGAGUAUCUCCAAGGAUGAAGACUCCGCAACCUUCCUGGGCAACCUGCGCAAGGGCUCAGUCACUGUCACAGUAAAAAAAAAAAAAAACUGUUUCCUGAUGUUCAGAGGAAAACUCCUAUGUGUGUUUGUGCCCAUUGCCUCUGGUCCUCUCACUGGCCACCACUGAGAAGAUCCUGGUUCUGUCCUUCUGGCUCUGUCCUUUUUGUCACCUCCCCUCAGGUUUUUAUAUACAUCCAUGAGAUCCCCCUUGAGCUUUCUCUUCUCCAGACUGAAGUCCCAGCUCUCUCAGCCUUUCCUCACAGGAGAGAUGCUCCAGUCCCUUCUUCAUCUUCAUGGCCCUUUGCUGGACUCUCUCCAGUAUGUCUGUGCCUCUGUUGUACUGGGCAGCCCAGAGCUGGACCCAGCACGCCAGGUGUGGCCUCACCAGUGCUGGCAACAUCCUCCUAAUGCAACCUGGGGUACCAUUAGACUUCUUUGUGGCAAGGGCUCAUUUCUGGCUCAGGUUCAACUUAGUGUCCACUAGGACAUCCCAGAGUACGCUCUGCCCAUCAUACAGAUCAUAAAUGAAGCUGUUAAACGGGAUCAGACCCAGUAUUGACCCCUGGGGUACUCUGCUAGUCACCGGCCUUCAUCUAGACUUUGUGCUGCUGACCACCACUCUCUGGGCCCAGCCAUUUGUCCAGUUUCCAGUCCACCUCACUGUCUGCUCAUCCAGCCUGUACAUCCGCAGCUUGUCUGUGAGGAUCUUAUGGGAGACAACGUUGAAGGCCUUCCUCAAAUCCGGGUAGACAAUAUCCACUGCUCUACUGUCAUCUACCAGGCUAGCCAUUUCGUCGUAGAAUUUUAUCAAGUUGGUCAACCGUGACUUCCCCUUGGUGAAGCCAUGCUGUGACUACUCCUGGUGGUAUUCUCCUGGUGGUGUUCUCGUCAUUCGUGCGCCUGGAGAUAGUUUCCAGGAUGAGCUGCUCCAUCACCUUCCCAGGGAUGGAGGUGAGGCUGACUGGCCUGUAGUUCCCUGGGUCCUCCUCCUCGCCCUUCUUCAAGACAGGAGUGUCAUCUGCUUUCAUCCAGUCUUCGGGCACUUCUCCCAUUCGCCUUGAUCGAUCAGAGGUUAUCAAGAGUGGCCUCGCAAUGACAUCAGCCAGCUCCCUGAGCACUUGUGGGCGCAUCCCAUCAGGCCCCUUGGACGUAACGUGUGUCCAGUUUGCUUCAGGAUUCCCCGACCAGAUUCUCUUCCACCCAGUGUGUCUUCCUUGCUGCAGCCUUUCCCCCCGGUCUCUGGGACCUGGGAUUCCGGAAGGCCAGUCUUGCUAAUAAAGACUGAGGCAAAGGUGGUGUUGAAUCCCUCAGCCUUUUCUGUGUCCUGUGUCACCAGGUCCCCUGUCUCCUUCAGCAGUGGGCCCGCAUUUUCCCUAGCCUUCCUUUUGUCACCUAUGUACGUACAGAAGCCCUCCUUGUUGUCUUUGACAUCCCUGGCCACAUUCAAUUCCAGUGGGCUUUAACUUUCCUAACUUCAUCCCUGGAUGCUCAAUGUCACUGCAUUCCUCCCAGGUUACUUGUUUUUUCUUCCACCCUCUGUAUGCUUCCUUUUUGUGUUUUGAGUUUGUCCAGAAGCUCCUUGUUUAUUCACACAAGCCUCCUGGCAUUUUUGCCUUACUUGUUUGUUGAGAUGGAUCUCUCUGGAGCUUGGAGGAGGUGAUCCUUGAAUUUUAACCAACUUUCUUGGGCCCACCUUCUCUCCAGGGCCUUAAUCCCGUAGGACUCUUCUAGCAGAUCUUUUGAAGAGACUGAAGCCUGCUCUCCUGAAGUCUAGGAUUGUGAGCCUGCUUUUUACCUUCCUCUCUCCCCUCAGGAUCCUGAACUCCACCAUCUCAUGGUCACUGCAGCUAAGGCUGCUUUUGACCUUCGCAUUCUCAACAAGCCCCUCGUUGUAGGUGAGUGUGAGGUCCAGCAAAGCAUCUCUUCGCAUUGGCUCCCCUAUCACUUAGAAGAAGAAGUUAUUGUCAAUAAUAAAUAUUCAUGCCCUUGCCAUUCCUUUCUGUCCAUGCAACACUAAGAUUUAUUAGUGCACUGAAUUAUAUAUUAAAAAAACCAAAACAAACAAACUAACUUUGAAAAUUACUUGGAUGUUAAACUCAUAAAAAUAAAUAAAAAUGAAUGACUAUAUAUAUUCAAUUUCACAUUCCCCUCAGUUUCAUUUGUAAGUUGAAAUUCAACAGUGGUAACUGUACAGAAGUUAAUGGCGGUUUUUGUUGGGUGGGUUCUUUGUUUGUUGUUUGGGGGUUUUUUUGUUUGUUUGUUUGGGGUGUUUUGUUUGUUUUCAAAAGAGGAAGUAUUCGGUAUAUGCCUUUCUGUUACUUGUUCUUCCAGCAUCAGUCACACAGUCCUCUCACCGUCUACGUGCUGGCUAACUGGUGCGUGAACUUGCCUUGCCACUUGCGUUAUGUCUGAGCGUAGUCUCAGAUGUCCGGCUUUGUCACAGAAAGAAGCUUCUCAGAAGGCUGACACAGGGAACCAGUUUCACCUCUGAAAGUUGAUGCAACUGUGGCUUCCAAAAUUAUGCCCGUGUACAUAGCAGAACAAGGUAUAACUAAAUCGGUUCUCUCCAAGGCAAAGGUUUCAUGGUUUGUUUUUUUUGUUAGCAAUAGGAUAAAAUAGUGAAGUUACUUGUUGUCACUUUAACUUCUGUUCAUUACAAACAGGCAGUUUAUUAUAUACAGUAUAGGAUCAGCUUUUUUAUUGCAAGUUAGGAUAUGCAAUGGCCUUAUCACAUAUGAAAUUAGUAAUUUAAGUUUCCCCUACCACUUCCUUGCAGAAGUCUUCUGUAGGAUUUAAGAAAUAGACUGAAUUUCUGAUGUGUUGGUUGGUUCUUUGUUGGUUUUUUUUUUUACUAGAAAUGUUGUACGGCAAAUUUGGUUGUUCGGGUUUACUACUAACAAAUUCUGCUGUUACUGUUCUAUACAAUCGUUCUUGUGAAUGCCAAGAACUUUGUUGUGUGUAGCUAUUACUAGUUCCAAACCUCAGAAAAAGCCAAAAAUGCUUAUAUUUUUUCAGUAGUUUUAUGAAACUUUUUCACUGUCCUUCACAGAUUUUAAUGGUAGAAUGAUAUAUUUAUUGAAUGACCUGUCUGGCACUGAAAUCUGUUAGUGUGGUGCAUACCUAUAGCUUCCAUAUUGAAAAGAGAAUUGAAUAAAAGUAGAAAUAG